AUGGCCCCCCGCGCCUCGGAAGGCCUCGAGACGCUGGUGCUGCCUGUCCUCCUUGUGCUCUGUGCCCGGGCCCGCACAGCUUUCCUCUCGGAAACCUCUGCCAGGGCGGCGGGGCCGCCGGAACAGGAUUCACAGCAGCUCGUGUUCCUCCUGCAAACGUGCACGGAAAAGCUACGGGCAGCCCUGCCAGAAGCAGUCACCGGGCUGCAGGGCGCAGUCCCAAGGAGUCACGCAGAUAUUUGGAGCAAAUUAUGUUUUAACUCUUUGCUCUUCCUCCAGUGCCUUGCGUUCCAUGAUAUUUCACCGCAAGCUCCAACACAUUUCCUAGUGAUUCCUAAGAAGCCAAUUGUCAGGUUAUCUGAAGCAGAAGAUUCUGAUGAAUCUCUUCUUGGGCAUUUAAUGAUUGUUGGCAAGAAGUGUGCUGCUAACCUGGGCCUGACCAAUGGAUUCCGGAUGGUUGUGAAUGAAGGGCCUGAGGGUGGGCAGUCUGUCUAUCACGUACAUCUCCAUGUUCUGGGUGGUCGUCAGUUGGGCUGGCCUCCUGGCUAAGAUUUUUACACCACAAGAGUUAACUGCAUGCAUACAGAUUACCACCAAAUAGAUUUAAUAUGUUGCCCAUCAAUCUAGCCACUGUUAAUGUAUUUUUUUUUUGAAUGUGUGUCUACAAAGGGUAAUAAAGGCUCUGAACAGCAUUUGCACAAUAAAGAUCUAGCAUGUGGGAAUCA
This is a messenger RNA of Pygoscelis adeliae (Adelie penguin), 725 nucleotides long. It is a transcript of the gene HINT1, whose product is annotated as histidine triad nucleotide binding protein 1. Gene Ontology annotation, cellular component: cytoplasm; nucleus. The transcript has 3 exons. Gene Ontology annotation, biological process: purine ribonucleotide catabolic process. Gene Ontology annotation, molecular function: hydrolase activity. The coding region runs from base 1 to 549 and encodes 182 amino acids. The record is from RefSeq and is a predicted model, not a curated record. NCBI's taxonomy places the organism in Eukaryota, Metazoa, Chordata, Aves, Sphenisciformes, Spheniscidae.